Drosophila erecta is the source of this 1896-nucleotide messenger RNA. RefSeq names its product esterase B1. The record is from RefSeq and is a predicted model, not a curated record. The transcript is spliced from 3 exons. NCBI's taxonomy places the organism in Eukaryota, Metazoa, Arthropoda, Insecta, Diptera, Drosophilidae. Bases 91 to 1791 code for a protein of 566 amino acids.
AGCGUUUUCAGUCUCUGCCCGGCGGUCGAGCGCGUUGGAAGUGUCGGAGAGGAUUGCGGGCCAAGUAGCUUUCAUUCAGAUUAGGUGGCAAUGGAUUUGCGCGUGAGCUUUAGUGACAAGUUGAAACUGGGCGCCAAGGCUAUGGGCCAUAAGUUUGUUCAGUACAAGCUGGGCACGGGUCACACCAAGGAGUUGGCCACCAAGUAUGGCCAGCUGAAGGGUCAGCAGCGCAGGACACUCUACGAUGGCGAAUCCUACUACUCCUUCGAGGGCAUUCCCUUUGCCCAACCGCCCGUGGGCGAGCUGCGUUUUCGCGCACCCCAACCUCCGAGCUCGUGGCAGGGAGUCAGGGAUUGCAGCUAUGCCAGGGAGAAGCCCAUGCAGAGGAACUCCAUAACCGGCACUGCCGAGGGAUCCGAGGAUUGCCUCUACCUCAAUGUCUAUGCCAAGCGGCUGGAGUCGCCGAAGCCACUGCCCGUUAUGGUCUGGAUCUUCGGUGGGGGCUUUCAAGUGGGCGCAGCCUCGCGGGAACUCUAUGGACCGGAUUACUUUAUGAAGCACGAUGUCCUGCUGGUUACUAUCAACUAUCGGGUGGGUGCCCUGGGCUUCCUGAGUCUCAAGGACAAGGCGCUUAAGAUACCGGGAAAUGCGGGCCUGAAGGACCAGAUCCAGGCACUGCGUUGGAUCAAAGAGAACAUAGCCAGCUUCAAUGGCGAUCCAGAGAACAUAACCGUAUUCGGCGAAUCAGCUGGCGGAGCUUCCACGCACAUCCUCAUGCAAACGGAGCAGGCCAGAGGACUCUUCCACCGCGCCAUCGUUCAAUCCGGUUCAGCCUUGUGUGCCUGGGCCACGCAACCGGACCGAAAGUGGCCUCAGAGAUUGGGCAAGGAACUGGGCUAUGCCGGCAAUUUGGAGAGCGAGAAGGAACUGCUGGAGUUCUUCCAGCAGAUCCCGGCCAGCAAGCUGGCCCAGUACUGCAAUUCGAUCGUGACGCAGGAGGAGCAGCGCGACUAUGAGAUCCUGGCCUUUGCCCCGGUAAUAGAGCCAUAUGUGGGCGAGGAUUGCGUGAUACCAAAAUCGCAGCAAGAGCAGCUGUCCAGCGCCUGGGGCAACUCCAUUCCACUGAUCAUAGGCGGAACCUCGUUCGAAGGACUCUUCUCUUAUCGGAGCACCUUGGAUGAUCCGCUUCAUAUGCUGAGUGCCUUCGAGGCCAUAAUUCCCAAACAGGUUCGCGAUGCCAUCGACAAGGAUGAGCUGGCGGAGAUGGUGAGGAAGCUGAAGAAGUCCUACUUUGACGACCCCGACCGGGCCAGCAUGGAGCUCUACGAGUGCCUCCACAUUCUGAGCAUCAAGAACUUCUGGCACGACAUCCAUCGCACCAUGCUCGCUCGACUGGCUUAUGCCACCAACUUGCCCACGUAUCUCUAUCGAUUCGAUAUGGAUUCGGAACACUUUAAUCAAUUUCGCAUCUUGAAGUGCGGUAAAAAGGUGAGGGGUGUGUGCCACGCAGACGACAUUUCCUACUUGUUCUAUGGGAUACUCUCCAGUAAGCUGGACAAGAAUUCGCCCGAGUACCGCACCAUUGAGCGACUGGUGGGCAUGUGGACAUCCUUCGCCGCCACCGGAGAUCCCAACUGCGAGAUUAUCGCUCCCGUCAAGUGGGACCCACUGCGUCCGGGUGGCGUGGAAAACUGCCUUAACAUCGCCGAUGGCCUGGAGUAUAUUCCGCUGCCGGAGAGCAAACAGUUUGUUGUGUGGGACAGCUUCUAUACCAGGGAAAGCCUCUACUAAGUGUCUCUACCUAUCUCUAAGCUUGUUUAAGCAUUUAUCCCUCUGUGUCUCUUAAACAUUUACUUGACAAAUAAAUACUUUGGAACUUAUUAGCUUUACGAUCAA